Molecule: messenger RNA, 2082 nt
Organism: Macrosiphum euphorbiae (potato aphid)
Lineage: Eukaryota; Metazoa; Arthropoda; Insecta; Hemiptera; Aphididae
Source: the annotation of a GenBank genome assembly
AUGGCACGAGAAUUUAACCCAAACCCCGAAACAGUAGAUGAGCAAUGGAAAAUAAUUAAACAUACCCUUAGAAAUGUGUCGGAGAAAGUUUUAGGGAAAGCCCAUAGAACGAAGAAACCCUGGUUUAAUGCUAUAUGCCAAGAAGCCCUGAAAAGAAGGAAAAUAGCAAGAGAAAGAUGGUUAAAUGAUGCUAACAAUCAGGAAGAAGAAAGAAUCUUUAGAGUUAAAAGGAAAGAAGCUCAUAACAUUCUUAGAUGUGAAAAGAGAAAGUAUGUUCAAAAUGUAAUAAGGGAGGCAGAACAAGAUUACAGGUCACACAAUACACGGCAGCUAUAUCACAAGGUAAAUAGUUUUAAAGGCGGAUAUAAAAGACAAGAAAAAUUUCUGAAAAUGGACGAUGGAAGCCUAGUGACAAAUCAGGAAAAAAUAAUGGAGAAAUGGGCAGAGUACUUUGAAAAGCUACUCAAUUGUGAAGUACCAGUUGAUACAUUUACAUAUGGACACAACGAACCCAAUGAUGAUCCCUGCCCACCCCCAUCAAAGGAAGAAAUCGAACAACAGAUCAAAAGGCUCAAAAACCACAAGUCACCCGGGGAAGAUGACCUUCAAGGGGAAAUUCUAAAGCAUGCGGAUAGCUCCAUGAUAGAAAGUAUAUACUUGUUGAUAAAAGAAGUGUGGGAGACGGAAAUGUUACCGAUAGAUUGGGGAGUAGCAUACAUACGCCCAAUACACAAAAAAGGCGACAAGCAAGUCUGUAGUAACUAUAGAGGAAUAGCGUUGCUAGAUACAGCAUAUAAGGUAUUAUCAUAUUGCAUCCUAGAUAGAAUCAAACCUCUGGCCGAACAAGUGGUUGGGGACUAUCAAUGUGGAUUCAGGCAAAAUAGGUCAACGACAGAUCAGAUAUUUAUAAUCAGGCAGUUAUUCCAGAAAAGCUGGGAAUAUAAUAAGGAACUCCAUGUUAUCUUCGUUGAUUUUCAAAAGGCGUAUGACAGUAUAGAUAGAACUAGCAUAACCGAAAUUCUGAAAAAUUUCCAUUUCCCAAGGAAAAUAGUACAAUUAGUUGAAGCUAGUAUAAGACAAACUAAAGUCAAAGUCAAAGUAGGAAACUCGACAUCGAGGAUGGUGGAGGUAAGAACCGGACUUAGACAGGGGGAUGCCUUGUCGCCAGUACUCUUUAAUUUGGUAUUAGAGAUGGUGAUCCGAGAAAUGAAUAUUGGAAGAGAUGAAGGAGUAAGAAUGGAUAGAACUUGCUUUAGUCUGCUCGCCUAUGCAGACGAUAUAGUCUUGCUAGGAGAAGAUGAACAAAAAGUGGUAGAUUUAUGCGGCAGGUUAAUAGAAUCAGCAAAGAAGGUAGGGCUACAUCUCAACAUAGAGAAAACGCAGUACAUGAAAGUUAGUAGGGAACUAGAUAACCUUCAGGAGACCGAAACCAUAACAGUUGGCCAGUACGAGUUCAAAAAAGUAGAAGAUUUCAAAUACCUAGGUACGAUUGUAACACAGAAGAAUGAAUGUCAAAUUGAAAUUCAACAAAGAAUAAAAAUGGGAAAUAAAUGCUUCCAUGCACUAGGCAAACUACUAAGCUCGAAAGUCCUGUCAAAAGAGGUUAAAACUCAGCUGUAUUUGACAAUCAUACGACCAAUAGUCAUGUAUGGUUCACAAUGUUGGACGUUACGAAAGACUGAGGAGGAAAGAUUAGUAGUUUUUGAGAGGAAGGUACUUCGUAAAAUAUAUGGACCUAUAUAUGAUCAAGAGCUUCAAGGAUGGAGAAAAAGACAUAAUCAAGAACUGACGGAGCUUUUCAAUAGACCAAAUAUUAUAAACGAGAUCAAACGGAGUAAGUUGGAAUGGGCAGGACACGCAGUUAGGAAGCAAGAUUCAAUGGUUCAAAGGGUACUCCAAGAAAACCCAAAGAGAAAAAGACCACUGGGUAGACCAAGGCUACGCUGGGAAGAUGGAAUUAAAAAAGAUUUCCUAAGUGCUGGUGGAGCGGAAUAUGAUCACAUGGACUGGAAGGAAGUAGCGGAGAAUAGAGAAGAAUGGGAAAGGAUUUGUUCUAUGGCAAGAUGGUCUCAAAGGCCUUAA